Molecule: messenger RNA, 1308 nt
Organism: Meyerozyma guilliermondii ATCC 6260
Lineage: Eukaryota; Fungi; Ascomycota; Pichiomycetes; Serinales; Debaryomycetaceae
Gene: CLN3
Product: cyclin
Exons: 1
Coding region: 1-1308 (435 amino acids)
Biological process (GO): mitotic cell cycle phase transition; regulation of cyclin-dependent protein serine/threonine kinase activity
Cellular component (GO): centrosome; cyclin-dependent protein kinase holoenzyme complex; cytoplasm
Molecular function (GO): cyclin-dependent protein serine/threonine kinase regulator activity
Source: RefSeq, a predicted model, not a curated record
AUGAACAGGCCCCAGUCUCCAGAUAUCUACCAUCAGGUACGAUUGGCGGCGGCUAAUCAUAGAGCAUCUCAUGUAUCUCUACAACUGAUGGAACUUCGUUGUCAUCAAAACACGGUGGACGAAUAUCAAGCCGAAGUUUUGGAACAUCUUUUACAUAUCGAGUCGUCGGCACUUCCCAAUCUUUCCUUGAUACAACAGCAGCCGGAGAUGAACUUGAAAAUGCGUCCGCUUUUGUUGGACUUUCUAAUGGACGUGGUCAAUAAACUUAGCUUGAGUAAGUCCACGUUUCCGUUGACGGUCAAUUUGAUCGACCGGUACUGUCUGACCAGAAUCGUGAAAAAAUCACAUUACCAACUAUUGGGGCUCACUGCCCUCUGGGUGGCGUGCAAGAAUCUCGAUUCCAAACAGAAAAUCCCAUCGUUGGAUGACUUGUGUAAGAUGUGCUGCAACUGCUACCAAAAACGGCUUUUCUUGGAAAUGGAAAAACACUUGUUGAAGUCGCUCGAUUGGAACGUGUCAUAUCCCACGUUCGACGCCUUCAUCGACCUCUACAUCACCUGUGCCAUGCCGGACUUAGCUGGUUCUAAGUUCCACUUGAAUGAUAUCAAGGUGGUUUCCGUGUACAUUUGCGAGCUUGUUCAAUUCUACCCCAACACAUAUUUCAACUAUUUGGCGCUGCAAGCGUCGCUCGCUGCGUUCCUCACCGCCAUACUAAUCUUGAGGCUUCCCGUCAACGUUGCCCAGGUGUUGAAUCGCAUCAAUCUGCAUCAUUCUACUAUUCUUGCAUUCACCCAAUAUCAACUGCUUUUCCAGCAGCUUCUCAAAAUCCUCAAGUGUCCUCCGCCAUCGUUGAAAUCCAAAUACUUCAAUGAACUGAGUCGAUUCAUUGGAUUGAUGAGACUAUUAAUUGCAUUUACCAACGAAAACACCGAGCCCGUUACUCCCAAAAAUUCUUCCCUGGUAAGACCCUCACAUAACGGCCGCCUUCCUCCGACCCCUGUGUCGAGCAAUAUCAGUCCUCGGGCUCCCGUCAAGCACGAUUUUGUCAUGGCCCAGGGCCCCGUGCAUUCUCCUUAUUUACCCUCUCCCAAUCUUCCCAGUCCUAAUGUUUCUCCUCAGCAAUAUGAACAUGCUUUCUUCCGCCCGCCUACAGUUAGCGACGUGGAUGUUUCACGAGAACUGAGCACUCUCAGUCUCAAUCUGCGGAAAAGAAGUCAUCAAUUAUUGGUGGAGGAAAAUGUGGAUCUGGUUUCCGAAGACACUCUUAAGAGAACCCGGUCCACCAGGCCUGUAUUCUUUAUAUCUUAG